GAGGUCAGGCACCCACGGUCGCUCAACUUCGCGACUGAGCGCCAGGUUGUGGUGCUGCGGGAGGUGCAUGGCUGCGCGUGGGAGGACAUCCGUUCCCGGGUGCGGAACUUGCGCGGGGAGCGGCCCAGUCUGUCGCUCCUGAAGCGAGUCUACAAGGGCUUCAGCCAGGCAAAGGGGCGGCGACCGUACAAGUACCAGAACUGCGGUCGCCGACCCGUCAAAGCUACCAAGGCCGUGCAGAAGUUCCUGGUGCAGCGCUUGCUCGCCCUGCGCAUGCACUGUGUCUGCACCUCUGGCACCUUGCAGCGAGAACUGCUCGCGAAGCGGGGUGUGCAGCUGGAUGAGUCGGCCAUCCGCAAGGCACUGCGUCGCCAGGGAUACUUCUGGCUUCCGAAAGCGCAGAAGCGCAAGUACAGUGCAGAACGCCGGCAGGAGCGCCUCCGCUUUGCACGGAGCGUGGUGCAGCUCAGUCGGGCCCGCCUGCGAGAGAAGCUUUCCUUCUCCAUGGAUGGGGUCCUGCUGUCGCUACCGCUGGAAUGCGCCUUCCACAAAGCACGCAAGUUCACUGCAGAGGAGUGGUGCCGCGUGGUCCAGACCGGGAAGCUCCAGGCCGCCAUAACAGCGCUGCAGCCAGUGCGGCGACACGGCCCCUGGAAGGUCUUGUGCGACAAUGAGGCCUUCCUGCACACGGCCGCCAGCAGGCAUGCCAUGGCGGCCGAAAACAUCACGCUCUGGCCGGUCCCGGCAUCAUCGCCGGACCUGAACCCUGUGGAGAAGUUCUGGGCGUGGCUGCGAAGGCGCCUCCGCCACCUGGAUCGGGAAGACCUCCGCCGCAAGCGCCCGCCCAUCGGCAUGCUGGCCUUCAAGGCGCGCGUCCGCGCGGUUUUGGCUUCACAGCGUGCCCAAAGGGUGGCCUCGCACAUAGCCGCGGGCUUCAAAAAGACCUGCAAGGAGGUCGUGGCCAAGAAGGGCGGCAUGGCCAGAUCCUAG
Molecule: messenger RNA, 990 nt
Organism: Symbiodinium natans
Lineage: Eukaryota; Dinophyceae; Suessiales; Symbiodiniaceae
Source: the annotation of a GenBank genome assembly